AUGUGCGGACCUGCGUGGUGUCAGUCACCGCCAAGCUGCGCCAAGCUGCGGGGUGCGGCCGGGCUCGAGUGCACGCAGAACGGUGAAGAAGCCAGCCAGGGAGGUGUGGCUCCGCACUUGCGGAGCUCGGCACCCAAGAUUCCCCCACCCCCUGAACUUCUUUCCCUUUCGCGCACUUCCACCGUCUCCCCAGGCGCACCCACAAUGACCUACUCGUCUGACAGCAAGGAGGAAGCCAUCGGCUCUAUCGACGCCGCCGUCCCGGCCGACUUUGCGGGCGACAACGGCGACUACCGCUUCACCCCAGAGCAGGUCGCGGCUUACGAGAUCGAUCCGGACGUGCACAAGCGUGUCGUGCGCGCAUACGACAAGAGGAUCCUGCCUACCAUCCUUCUCAUGUACCUCUUCUCCGCACUCGACCGGGGCAAUGUCUCGAACGCCAAAUCGGACCACAUGGACCUCGACCUCGGGUUCAAGGGCAACGAGUGGAACACGAUGCUCACCGUCUUCUACGUGCCCUUCUGCGUCAUGGCGUACCCGGGUACCUUUAUGAGCAAGAAGUUUGGGGCGCACCGCACCAUGCCGAUCUACAUGGCCGGCUGGGGGGUGAUGGCGCUGGUCACUGCCGCCGUCAAGAACUACCACCAGACGCUGGUGGUCAGGCUGAUCCUCGGCAUGUUUGAAGGCUGCUUCGGCGCCUCGCUCAACAUGUACCUGGCGUGCUUCUACAAACGCGACGAGCUCGGGAAGCGCAUGGCGACAUGGUACAGCACCGUCGCCAUCUCGGGCGCCUUCUCCGGUCUGCUGUCGUACGGCCUCUUCCAGGUCAAGUCGCGCCUCCACGGGUGGCAGCUGCUCUUCCUCGUAGAGGGCAGCUUGACUGUGCUCUUUGCUGUCGUCGCCUGGUUCGCUCUCCCGCCGCUUCCCACCAAGUCAACCUUCCUCACACCACACGAGCGCACCGUCGCCGUCAUGCGCCUGCUCAAGGACGCCACGACCGAGGUCGACGCAGAGUUCAACCUCAAGGCGUACUUCGAGCCCGCGAAGGAGUGGCAGACGUGGGCGUGGGCGUUCUACUGCCUUAUCUACGGCGUCGCCAACCAGACCGCCUCUGUCUUCCUCACUCAGAUCAUCGGCAGGUUCGGUUUCUCCAAGGUCAAGACCAACUUGUACACGGUGCCGCCGUACGCAUGUGCCGUGGUUGUUCUUUGGUGCGUCGUCAUCUCGUCCGACUACCACCGCGAGCGCACCUGCCACACCAUGUUCGCCAACCUGCUGGUCGUAAUCGGUACCAUCACCCUCGCAUGCGUGCCGGUCAACCACAUCGCGCCAGGAUACUUCUGCACCUUCCUCAUCACGUCGGGCAGCUUUAUCCCCAGUGUGCUCUUCCUCAGCUUUGUCCAGAACAACACGACAAAGGAGAACUCGCGAGCCUUCCGCGCCGCCGUGAUGAACUUUGGCGCCAACGCCGGCGGCAUUGUCUCUUCCAACAUCUUCCUGCAGCAGUUUGCCCCAAAGUACGUCACCCCGCUCAUUGUCUCGGCGGCGAUCGCAGCGCUCGGCAUCUGCGUCCUCAUCUGUCUCCGCACCUACAUGGUCCUCGACAACCGCCGGCGGAACCGCGAACAAGGCGUCACAUGGACCAGCAAGGACGUGCCGACCGCCGCGCUGUCCAACGGGCCUUCGGACCCGCAGUACCGCUGGUUCUACUAGACGGGGGCGGGCGUGGAGAGGGAGGGUGGUCGCGGAAAACACAGUUGUCUUGGGGCCGGUGUAUGCAAUUGUCAUGUCGAGUACGCC
This is a messenger RNA of Vanrija pseudolonga, 1800 nucleotides long. RefSeq names its product putative transporter. Gene Ontology annotation, cellular component: membrane. Lineage: Eukaryota; Fungi; Basidiomycota; Tremellomycetes; Trichosporonales; Trichosporonaceae. The coding region runs from base 1 to 1713 and encodes 570 amino acids. The transcript has 15 exons. The record is from RefSeq and is a predicted model, not a curated record. Gene Ontology annotation, molecular function: transmembrane transporter activity. Gene Ontology annotation, biological process: transmembrane transport.